This is a messenger RNA of Lingula anatina, 987 nucleotides long. RefSeq lists its product as uncharacterized. NCBI's taxonomy places the organism in Eukaryota, Metazoa, Brachiopoda, Lingulata, Lingulida, Lingulidae. The record is from RefSeq and is a predicted model, not a curated record.
UAUUCAGUGGUGGUAUCAGCUUUUCCUUCACCACAAUCAACGGUAACAAACACCGAAUCAUCAAAAACAGGAUGUUCGUCUAGACAAUUGGUUUGGAUCAAGGUCGUAUCCUGUUGUAUAAAACCUGCCGUUCCUUAUUCCCCAGUGUUAUAACUAUAACUUUUGCCAAAGACAAUGGUGCCGAGUGUUCUCGCCUUAUUGGUCUUGGCCUGUGCUUCUUCUGCCCAAGUUUCUACGAGUGACUGGCAAAGGACCAUCAUAUUCAUCCACAAAGAGACGUCACCUUCACAGUAUGUCUUUCUUCGAGGAGGUCUAGACCACAGUAGACGACCGGAUUGUGUCCGCAACGCCACUGUUGACCCAUGUAGCAUCCCCAUUCGGCACAUCUGGACAACCCGUGGGCACUACUUUGGGUAUAAAUACAAAACCUGGUGCCAGGGGGACAACUACCUGGACUGGUACGGUCCCGAGCAGGGCCAGGGCUUCGUGAGGUCAACCACCGUGUAUACCCCGGCCCAAGGUACACCCAUGAUGUGGACGACUAGUGGACGGUAUUCGCGAGGGCAGUGGUGCCCCCCGGGCGAUUUUAAUUGCAGAUAUCCUUUCAAGUAUGAUGACUUUCGCGCCGAGAACGACGGUUUCGGUUACACCCCGCGGAACAAGUGGGGAAGUCACUACUGGAUGCUGGACGUGCUCAUGGACUGUUCCAGAACUUGGAGCGGCUGGUUUGAUUUGAAGGCUUACCUUACCCCUGAACAAGAAUGGGAGCCGGAUAUUUGGCAAAAGGGCUCUUGCAGGUCACGCACGUAUCUACCGCCUCCAAGCUCACGGAACCACAUGGCCAGGUGCGGCAUGACUAACGUGUUCCAAUGGGGUCAAACCUUUCCUUGUGAGAUCUACCCUAACGACCCUGACCCUGCUUUGCCCAGCACGGUCACCAGCAGUCCACGGACGACCAGACAGGGAUACAUGUCCAGUGGGAAAUAG